UGGGCGCGGGGGGAGGCGCCGGCCGGCACCGCCGUUACGUAACCGCAGGCGGGUGGCGGGGUCUGCCUGCAGCCCCCGCGGGAGGACGAGCCACGAGUGCGGCCGCCCGCGGGGCAGCGCCCGCCCGGGGCCGCGGGAGUGGCAGGAAGAGGGGGCGCCGAGGGUCAUGCCGGAGCGAGAGGGGCUCCGCGCUGGCUGGGAGCAGGGGAGGCGGCCCGGAGGCAGCGGUCGAGACAAAGGCGGCGGCGGCGGGGUGCGCAGGCUGCCCUCGGCGGGCGCUGGUCUCGGGGCUGUGCUCUGGCAACUUGGGGCGCAGAGGGAGAGGGAAGAAAAUCCGUCGUCUGUCAGCCUGACCGCGGUAGCGAUCGUCUUCUAGUGUUACUAGAAGGAGCGCACAAAGAGAGCGGAUUUUUGUUUAUCUGGCGAAGCACAUCAGGAAAUUCCCUGCAAAUAAAUACUGUGAACUCUCUGAAGGAGGAGCUUAGCUGUGGAGUGAAAGCAGAGAAUUUUCUAGUCUUGACAAGAAACAGGAGGGAAAAACGUUGCUUUAAAGAAACCUGAAGAUGAGUGCCCACACGCAAACUGUGGAGAAAGGACAGAACACGACACUCCUGUGCCAGGAAAGCUAUGUUUGCAGUGGGACAGAUGAAGCAAUCUUUGAGUGCGAUGAGUGCAGGAGCCUGCAGUGCCAGCGUUGUGAAGAAGAGCUGCAUCAGCCAGAAAGGUUGCGGAACCAUGAACGGACCCGUAUAAGACCCGGCCAUGUCCCGUACUGUGACUCCUGCAAAGGUGCCAAUGGGAACAUAAUGCAUGCCAGUAUGACGGGCUCAAGGCAGAUAGCAGCAGUGAGGUGCCAGGUGUGCAAAAUCAACCUCUGUGUGGAGUGUCAGAAGAGAACGCAUGCUGGGGGGAACAGAAGGAAGCACCCUGUCACCGUGUACCAUGCUGGCAAAGCCCAAGAACAGGAAGAGGAGGAGGGGAUGGAUGAGGAGACCAAGAGAAGGAAGAUGACAGAGAAAGUUGUGAGUUUCCUCUUGGUGGAUGAAACUGAGGAGAUUCAGGUAAGGAAUGAGGAAGACUUUAUUAAGAAACUGGACUGCAGUCCUGACCAGCACCUAAAGGUAGUGUCCAUCUUUGGGAACACAGGGGACGGCAAGUCUCACACCCUUAACCACACUUUCUUCUAUGGCCGGGAAGUCUUCAAGACGUCUCCUGCCCAGGAGUCUUGCACAGUUGGAGUCUGGGCAGCCUAUGACCCUGUCCGCAAAGUGGUGGUCAUUGAUACAGAGGGCCUGCUGGGGGCCACUGUCAACCUGAGCCAGAGAACACGGCUGCUGCUGAAGGUCCUGGCCAUCUCUGACCUUGUCAUCUACCGUACUCGUGCUGACAGGCUCCACAAUGACCUCUUCAAAUUCCUUGGUGAUGCCUCGGAGGCUUAUUUAAAACAUUUCACCAAGGAGCUAAAAGCUACCACAGCUCGCUGUGGCCUAGAUGUUCCUCUGUCAACUUUGGGUCCAGGUGUCAUCAUCUUUCACGAGACUGUGUACACCAAGCUACUGGGCUCUGAUCAUCCUUCUGAGGUUCCUGAGAAGCUCAUUCAGGAUCGGUUUCGGAAGCUAAGCUGUUUUCCUGAGGCUUUCAGCUCAAUUCACUACAAGGGAACAAGGACAUACAAUCCUCCAACAGAUUUCUCUGGGCUUAGGCGAGCUGUGGAGCAGCAGCUGGAGAACAAUACUACUCGGUCACCUAGACAGCCUGGGGUUAUCUACAAAGCACUAAAAGCUCUAAGUGACCGGUUCAGUGGGGAGAUCCCUGAUGACCAGAUGGCUCACAGCUCUUUCUUUCCAGAUGAAUAUUUUACGUGCUCCUCUGUGUGCCUCAGCUGUGGGUGUGGCUGUAAGAAGAGCAUGAACCAUGCAAAGGAAGGAGUCCCUCAUGAAUCCAAAAGUCGAUGCAGAUAUUCUCACCAGUAUGAUAACAGAGUCUACACUUGCAAGGCCUGUUAUGAACGAGGGAUGGAGGUCAGCGUGGUGCCAAAAACCUCUGCUUCCACAGAUUCCCCUUGGCUGGGCCUUGCCAAGUAUGCCUGGUCAGGGUAUGUGAUCGAGUGCCCCAACUGCGGGGUGGUGUAUCGCAGCCGGCAGUACUGGUUUGGCAACCAAGACCCUGUGAACACUGUAGUGAGGACAGAAAUUGAGCAUGUCUGGCCAGGGACUGAUGGAUUUCUGAAAGACAACAACAAUGCAGCCCAGCGUUUGUUGGAUGGCAUGAAUUUCAUGGCUCAGUCAGUAUCUGAACUUAGCCUGGGACCCACAAAAGCUGUGACCUCCUGGUUGACAGACCAGAUUGCCCCAGCUUACUGGAGACCCAACUCUCAGAUUCUGAGUUGUAAGAAGUGCAACACGCCUUUCAAAGAUAACGACACAAAGCAUCACUGCCGGGCCUGUGGAGAGGGCUUCUGUGAUGGCUGUUCUUCCAAGACCCGUCCAGUGCCUGAGCGAGGCUGGGGACCAGCACCAGUGCGCGUGUGUGACAACUGCUAUGACAACAGGGGCAUCCAGUUAGAUGUGGCUGAACUGCCUUCAGAUGAGGAAGGGGGUACACUUAUUGCCAGGAAGGUGGGCGAAGCUGUGCAAAACACGCUUGGAGCGGUGGUGACAGCCAUGGACAUUCCCUUAGGUCUGGUAAAGGAUGCUGCCCGACCUGCAUACUGGGUACCAGAUCAUGAAAUCCUGCACUGCCACAAUUGCCGGAAGGAAUUCAGUAUCAAACUCUCCAAGCACCACUGUCGGGCCUGUGGCCAGGGAUUCUGUGAUGAGUGCUCACAUGACCGCAGGGCGGUUCCCUCUCGCGGAUGGGAUCACCCAGUCCGAGUUUGCUUUAACUGCAAUAAAAAGCCUGGUGACCUUUAACCCCAGGCUGCUCUCCAGAUCUUUGCAAUUCCUUAUGUUCUCAGGGUUACAAAUGAAAAUAUCUGGUCUCCCUUUCACCUUCUAACCUGUUGCAGCCAGAGUGCAUGUUUCCAGUUUCUGGCCUCCUCUUGUGUUAUAUCCAUCUUGGAACACUGGGAAUGAGCUUACAUUCAGCCUCUAGGUUUUAAUUUCAAAUUAACUGGGAAAGGGAGGGAGCUCCCUUGCAAAUGAGCAACCCAAAAUCCAGUGUAUUUUAUUCCAAUUUAAAAAAACCCCAACUAUAUAUAUAUACAUAUAUAUAUAUCAACUAUGUAUAAUUUAGUAUAUUAAGAAUAUGGUUGAAUAUGAAGCUUUGAGUAUUCCUAGUUCAAAUGAUGGAUGGUGGUGUUCCUUACUGUAUUGGAUCAGAAUUAUGGCCUUCUAAUUCUUCUUUUGGAAUGUCUUGCUGAUCGUGAUGUCCUGUGAGGAAGGUUUGAACUCUGUGCUGCCUGGAAUCUCCAGUGUUGCUUUAUGAAUUACACCUGGUAGUUCACCUGGUAGCCAACUCUGCAUCUAGAGGUGCUGCCCUUCUGGCCAUGGAAAAUUAAACCCAGAUUUAUUAACAAGUUUGUUUGAACUGUGAUAUGAGCAAUGGUCUUGCAGUGCAAGAGGUAUCAAGUUAACACAGACUCCCUGGCAGAGACCGGUAGAGCUCUGAAAGGUAAAGCAAAUCCUACUGGCAGGAGGGAAAGCAUUCUGAUCUUGCCAUUUCAACUUCAAUACCAGAUCAAGAGGUAGCAGGGUUUUUCUCUCCCUGACAAUGUUUUCAUGUACUCAGGUUUUCUUCAAGGUUCUCUGCAAGAUCAUUGCAGUUAAAAGUUUUGUGCGGAGCAGAAGAGAACAAGUUUUGUAGGCAAUUCUGAGAUACAAAGUUUGAGUUGUUUGGGUUGUGAUGACUUUCCUUUCCCCCCAUUUUUUAAGUGAUCCUAUAGUCUCUGAAGCCUCUGUGUUCUCAGAUAUGGUUGCAUAGAAACUGCACAGAUUUGACUUACUUUCUUCUAAUAAUAUGAACUUACAAAUCAGCCUGGAAAAUGGGAACCUUUCUUCUUUGCUCCUAGCAACUGGCACUCACUGGACUCAUCCUUUUACGAAAGGACUGCAAUGAAUUCACUGGUAUUAUUAUGAAAAGCACCACUUAACCUAACUUAUACUGUCAUGUACUGUGGAUUUGUGGUUCCACUUAUAAGAAGUAUGAGACCAUUGUGGAUUAAACUGCCUAAAAUUCUCCCUUCUUGGCUUACAUAGACAAAAAUUCUUUCACCACAUGAGAGUUGCCUCCUCUUGGAGUGGCUGGAGUUUAAUGCAGUGUCCUGCAACUGUGGUAUUUUUUCCCCAUCUUAUUAAACGUGCUCUUGUGUGAUGAGAUGCCCAAAACCCUGUUUUAAGACUGUGUUAUUAAAUUAACUGCUAUAAAGAACUUUAUCUUCUGAACAAGUGUACUGACUUUCCUUGCAACAAGCGGUUCUCACUUUGUCUCUGAAAGACCAUGCUCACAAAGUGUUUGUCUCUUCACACCUACAUCCAGCCUACACAAGGAAGUAGACUUAGAAGAUGUUCCAGGACACCUUCGGUACUGGCCAAGUUUACUGCGGACUGUCUUAUGUUUUUGUAAGCAAAAGUCUGCCAUAAACUUACUGUUGUCCAAGUAAGGGCAUGAGUAGGUAGAAAUCCUCUCUUAAAAGAUAUUCUGUACAUCUAGCAUAAUUCUGUGCUUCAAAGUAUUCUUUAUUUUUUUAAUGGGUGAGCAAUGUGUUCUUGGUUUGUAGGCUGUGCCCUGUGUGCUGUUUAUGCAUGUAACUUUACUACCAUGUUAAUGCACAAAGAGAAAGCAGCCAUGACAUUCCUUGUAUAAAAUCUUUGGCAUCUGUUUCAACAA
This is a messenger RNA of Motacilla alba alba, 4827 nucleotides long. RefSeq names its product zinc finger FYVE-type containing 1 (gene ZFYVE1). Bases 564 to 2912 code for a protein of 782 amino acids. The record is from RefSeq and is a predicted model, not a curated record. The transcript is spliced from 12 exons. Gene Ontology annotation, molecular function: metal ion binding. NCBI's taxonomy places the organism in Eukaryota, Metazoa, Chordata, Aves, Passeriformes, Motacillidae.